Molecule: messenger RNA, 9502 nt
Organism: Xenopus laevis (African clawed frog)
Lineage: Eukaryota; Metazoa; Chordata; Amphibia; Anura; Pipidae
Gene: tnrc18.S
Product: zinc finger protein 469 S homeolog
Exons: 30
Coding region: 233-8584 (2783 amino acids)
Source: RefSeq, a predicted model, not a curated record
UCAUUACUAAAUCUGAGCGCGUUGUUGGUGUAAAAUGUGUUUUCUUCGGAUUUUGUUUUGAGAGGCAUCGGAAUUGGACUAUGGCAGUGGCCAUGGCACCUGGAGCUACAAUUUCAACCUUGUUUUAAAAAGCCAGCCUUCCUGGAUGUUUCAGUUUCAUAAACCUCGGACUCUGGUUAUUCCACGUCCCGAAGCACAAAAGAAAUGAGUUGCGGAGCAACUUAGCCUAAAGAUGAAGAGGGAAAAUUCUUGGCUGAAAAUAGAUCUGCUCCAUAUUAUUCCAAAUAUGAACAGGGGUUAUGCACAUCCUGUGAACCAUGGCAUGGAUCAAGAGAGUGGUGUGAGAAUGGAUGGCCGGGAGUUUGUACACAUGCCUCCACCGCUUCUACCUGGGCAUCCUAUGGAGGGAGUCCGAGGUGGAGUUGCUGGUGCUACUGGGCGUCUUGUGUCAUCUACUGGGCAUCUUUCUCCGCUACAGACAACAAAAUACCUACCGACAACUCUCGGCUUACACUCCCACCCAGGUUUUCCGCACCUAGCCAACAAUUUUUAUCCUUCAUACAUUCCCAUAAGUCAACUUGAUCCUUCCGCCAUUCGGAGCCCUCUGUUGUCUCAGAUUGGAAAUCCCAGUAUUUUUGAGUCUCAAAAGGAUGGCAUUUACUUAUCUAGCCAUGUUAGUCAGGCACCAUUACACCCUCAAACAUCCAUGUCGAGGACUUCAGCAAAUCAGGCACAGAACUCUCACCAUCAUGAAAAGGACAUGAUUGGUCACUCACAGAAAUGCUCUAAAGAAUCCAUGAAGGAAGCCAAGGAGCGAGUUUGCAGAAAUGAGCUUGUGAUGACCUCAACAAGAAAAGAAGGAAGAUUAACAGAGGAUCAUCAGCCUCGGAGUAUACUUGACUAUGCUUUGGAAGGUAGACUUGAAAUUGAAAAGAAAAGGGGUGGGCAACAGAGGAUAUCUAAGACAGGGGAAUGCAUGUCUCCAUAUAUGACAGAGCUUGUGCUAACUCGUGAAACCAGUAAUGUUGAAACAAAGGCUAAAAAUUCACCUCAGACAUCUCUGUUGAAUAUAUGUAAUUCAGGAGGCGAUCCACUGACUAAGGUGGUUGGCUAUGAGCAUGAUAAGUGUGCCAAAGACUCCAGCAGGCAUGAUGAGAAUAUGAGGCCUUCGGGACAUGCAUAUAAAGACCAAGCAAAGUCUUAUGACAGUGCAGGCACUUCAUCUAGAAAUGUACCCAUACUGUGUAGCUGUCCUUCUACUCAGCCCUCCCAGACAUCCUCCACAUUUGCUGCACAUACCAAUAGUUCAGUUGCAUGUACCAGCUUCCCUUUAGCCAAGGAGUUGGCAAGGGAGUACAAGAUCACUGCACCCACAUUUGUGCCUUCAGUUGACACACAUUAUGAAAGACACGGACCUGUACAAAUUGCUUCACAGGCCCGAGAUGUAAAGGGAAAAGAAGUAAAUAAAACGGUAGAAAGACCUGACGUUUCCCAGCAUAUUUUGCCUUUAGAGUACUCUUCCAACACUAAAGUUAAAAGGGUAGAUCCUCUAAAGGAAAAAGGCUCUUUUAUACGGUCUAACUCUUCUUUGAAAAGGCCAGUGACAUCCGAUUCUUUCUUGAACCCCCUUGGACUUGUAUCCCAUGAGAACAGGGACCUCCACAACUCUAAAGAAACUAAGGAAUCGAGCAAUAUGUAUGAAUUGGCAGAGUUCCAGCAUAAACAUAAAGAACAUUCCCAUUUGAAACUGCCAGGGCAAAAAUGGAAACCAUUUGAGAUGGGCAACUUUGCAACCACACAGAUGACUGUUCUAGCAGCACAACAUUCCCAUUCAAGCCAUGCAGAAGGGGAAACAAAAAAGGUUUAUCUGGACUCUCCAAGCUUACCAAGGUCUUCAGUUAGCUGUCGAAAUAGUGCUGAGUCUUUGCACCCCUCUACUCAUGGUGAGACAUCUGCCAUGCAAAACCUUAUUAAAUAUAGUGGGAACUUUGCCAAAGAAACCACUACAUGGCAGGGCAGUGGCAAUAAAAAUGCAUUUGGUGGUCUUGGGACCAUGAAGUCAGAUACGCCAAAUAUUAAUAAUGUCAAGAAUCAGCAGUGCCUGUCACAUCCAGGAGGGAAACCGGAUCCUGAAAGAUCAGAAAGUGCCAAAUCAUUUGGAAGGGAAGUCAUAGGUUCUCAGAGAGAGGUAGAAGUUCGGCACCCACCUGUUGGGAUUGCUGUGGCUGUUGCUCGGCAGAAGGAUAAUUCUGGAAAUAAGACUGGCAGUUCUAAAGGGCCAGAACAGGCAGAGGAGAAUGGUCAUGAACGGGUUCGGCACAGAGAGGAUCGUCUUUUGGUGGGCAGGUUGGACAGUGAGCAAGAAAAGCUGCUUCGGGAAAGGAAGGACUUUUCAGAUUUUUCACGGAUCCAUCCUUCUGGAAGUGGUGCAAAUGGAUUAAAUCCUAACCUUAUGGUAACUGGAGGUCCAGCUUUGACCAACACUGGGCACUGGCCAACCGAUUCCACUCCGCAAUUAGCAGCACAAUCCUGGUUUCAUAGAGGAACUACCCCACCUAUGUGGCUCACAGGUCACCCUUAUGGUUUUUCCCAUCAAACACUGCAUCACGGAUUAGGCGCUGCAUUCACUCCUGGAAUAACUUCCUCUCUCCCAUCUGCUUAUCAGUUUGUAAGAGAUCCACAGACUGGUCAGAUUGUGGUUGUUCCAUCUGAGCAGCUAUCACACUUUGAACUUCUGGAUAGGUCUUCAGCUCUUUGGCAAGCUAUGUAUUCACCGUCUCGUAGCUCUCUUCAGCAUGCACAUCAGCUUCAGUUCUUAUCCCAGCAGCAAAUUUUACGACAGCAUGAACUGUAUAUGCUGCAGCAGCAGGCAGCACAUGCGCUAGAGCUGCAGAGGAGUGCCCAGUUAGAUGCCUUGGAACUGCAGAGAAGUGUUCAAUUAGAUGCUUUGGAACUCCAGAGAAGUGAACAGUUGGAUGCAUUAGAAUUGCAAAGAACUGCACACCUUGAUGCUCUAGAUCUGCAGAGAACUCCCCCCCUAGUGGAAAGCUUUAAAGUUUAUGGACAGCAGACAGAAGUGGAAAAUAAAAUUGCAAAGCAGAAUACAGGAACCUGUAAACAGAGGUUGCAGUCCCAUCCAGAUCUGUUAAAACGAACUGUCCUUUUACCAUCUGUUCCAUCUUCUUACAGUAAAUCACUCAGCUCUCCUCCUUUGUCACCAAAAGCAAUCCCAAAAUCAGAGCACAAACAAGAAGGCCCAACCCAAGAGGAACAAUAUGAAUAUCUUACAAGUUCCCACCCUUCCACCCCUCCUCCUGGGUCUCCUCUGCCAUCCACUGCUUUUACAGAGGACAUUUGUGAAGAGGAAGCAGAAAAGAACAGCACAGAUAUGGAGAAGGACAGCACUUCCCCAUUUAGAGGUUUACUCACAGAUCUUUCCUCAGGAUAUCAGUUCUCACCUAGUUCUCCAUCAUUUAGAAAACAUCACCCUUACACAGUACAACCAACAGCUGGGACUAAUGAAGACUGUUCUACUUCAGAUCUUCCUCUCUCAGAUGCUAAUCAAACAGAGGUGAAGACAAACCACCACCAGCUUUUAGAACCAGAGGUCCCUGUUUCUGCAGAAAAAGAACAAUCUUCAGAUAGCAUGUUACAUUCAGAGACCCUAAUUCACAAAACUAUUUGUAUUUCUACUGAAGAAGAAAUUUCUUCAGAAGAUGCUGAAUUUGAGCAUGAACUGCGGCAAAAGAAUGAAACUUCAAACUUUAAUGAGGAAAAUUAUCAAGAGCAACCCAUGUGUGAAACCGAGUGCUUCUCUGUAAUCUGCCUUAAACCUGGAAAAGAAACAUGUUCAACUCAGACAGAUUUCAACAGCUCUUUUAUUCCGAGUGCCAAGUGCCAAGUGAAUCUGGUCAUAAGUUCUCAAAGCCCUGAACUUUUUGCAUCAACAAAUGACACAAAAGACUGCAGAACACUCAAAAAUGAAGAAAGUGCAAAUGGAGUACCAAUUGUCACGAGGUCUGUUCCUGAUAUUAAGUUUAGUGAAAUGGACGAGGGUACAUAUGAACUACCAAGCACGAUGCCUAUGGAUAUAGCAGCUGAGGAUCCCUUGGCUGGUAUGAAUGCAUUAGUUGCUGCAUCAGAGAUGCCUCAAGCCAGUCCUCUGGUGCCAAAAGACAAUUUGUUUCUGCCUGAUAUAAAUACAAAUCCUGUUCUCCUGCAAGGCAUUGCCCUUCUUAGUGAAAUGGCAGAAAUUGAACUGGAAAAAAGAAAAAAAGAACUUGAGAACCAGCCAAGCGGUCAUUUGCAGUCCUCGUUAGAGAGUCUCUUGGCUGCCAGCUCACAGAUGUUGAUGGAAGUUCUCUCAUGUCCUGUAUUAGACUGUAUGAAAGCUGAAUCGAUUCAGUUGCCUCGAGAGCUAAACCCUAACAAAAAGUACAGCUGGAUGCAAAAAAAAGUUGAACCAUUUUCCAUUAGAUCUUCUAUUGAGAAUAUGGACACUAUGGAACUUGACUAUAGGCUCAGACUGGCAGAGCUUCAGAGGAUGUAUAAACAGAAGCAGAGGGAACUGGUGAAGUUACAAAGAAGAAGGGAUUUUGAGGAAAAGCAAGAUGAGAAGAAUAUGAAUUUGACAAGAAGAGGUCCUGGCAGGCCAAGGAAGAGAAAACAUGGAACAAGUAGUCUGUUUUCCCAGCUGGAGAGAGAGAGGCUUGAAACCAAAAAAAUAAAGCUGAAAAAGUGCCUACUGCUCUCUGAAGAUUCUGAGGUGGGAGAGGGCAUGCUGAAGAGACAAAUUAAUGGUCUAGAAGAUGACGUGAUAGAAAAUGUAGGUGGAAAAAUUAAAAACAGAAUGCGAAGCUGGGAAGAUGGUGCUAGAACUUCAAGUUAUACCUGUGAGGUCCUGAGCCAAAGCAGAAAGAAACGGAAAUCUAGUGACCAGGAGCUGGCAAACAAACUGGAAAAAACACUGUCCUUCACUAAGCAAGAAAAGUCAAAAUUUAAGUUUGCGUUCGGCAGUGGGGGGAAUCAUAAAUAUCAAGGGAACAGCAAGCAUUUGGCAACUACAGAAUUUAAGGAAAACAAUGCUCUUCGUUUACCAAUGUUAAUGUCAAAUGAAGAUACAGACACAGAAGAAGAUGAGGAUUAUCUGCGGAAUGAGUUGGUUUCACAAUCUAACUCUCGAUUAGUGCAGUCUAGUAUGUACAGAAUGCUGUCUAGAAAGAUCAAGUUGCCUCGUGGGUGCUUACAACCUCCUGAAAGGACCACCUCCAGCUGCAGUUCUGUCAAAACUAAGCAGAAAUGCAGCAAGAACAAGCAGUUGUGUUUACUCCAGGAUGCUGAAGUCCGAUCAAGCUUCAGUGAUUCAACGGAGGACUCGAUUGACCAAGACUUUACCUCAGAGGAGGAAGACUGUGCUAAUUAUGGCUUAGAUCACUUGUCUUCACCGCAUAUGGAAGAAAGUGGCUUGGGUCUUCUUGCACGGUUUGCAGCCAGUGUGCUUCCUAAUCCUGUCAAAUCUUCGCCGAUAUCCGUUAUCCAACUGGAAGCUAAGCAAAAGGCUAAGAACAAAGAGGAAAGACAGUGCCUGAUAGGUUCAGAAUUUCACUAUUCUGAUUCAGAUAGGGAAUUGAAGAUCAUGAGAAAUCCCUCACCCAGCACAAGUUCUUUGGAAGCAGAGAGUGCUUUGCCAGUUCUCACUGAGGAUGAGACAUGUGUGAAAAGCUUAAAAAAAGGGAGUAUCAUGGAUAGGCCAAGAAAAAUAAAGAAGUUCAAAUCCCCAAGAACUUUAAGUGAGGAGUUUGGGCAAGAAGUUAGUGAUGAUGACCUGUGGGGCAGGCGCAGGAGUGAGCGCAUCUUUUUGAAUGAUGCCGUUAAUCCUGCAUCUUUAUUGUCAGUUACUACAAAUGAUGUAAACUUAAUGUCUAAACCCAAUCGCUGCAACAAAAUGGCUACGGUUAUCCCUAAAAAACUAAAACCGAGCAAAGAACACUGCAAGAAGAAGAAGGGAAAAGAACUCAUGCCUUCUUGCCUAUCUCCUAAUGCUACCUUGGCUUCUGUGUCUGUGAGCAGACUUAGUGUGACCAGUUCAGUAAGCUGCAGCAGAAAGUCCAAGUCGAAAGCUAAGGACAUGAAAAGAGAGAAUCGUAGCAAGGGUGGAGCCGUUAGCAAACUUAUGGAGAGCAUGGCUGCUGAAGAAGACUUUGAGCCAAAUCAGGACAGUAGCUUCUCAGAAGAUGAAAAUGUACCUCUGUGUUUACAUCCUGAGAGGCCAAACACACCUGCUCCACAUUCCUGUAUUAUUGAUAAAGACGAGCUGAAGGAUGGGUUACGGGUUCUUAUUCCCAUGGAUGAUAAACUGCUUUAUGCUGGUCAUGUACAGACUGUCCAUUCCCCAGACAUAUAUCGAGUGAUUAUUGAGGGUGAGAGAGGAAACCGUCCACACAUUUACUGCCAGGAGCAGCUCCUACAGGAAGCAAUCAUAGAUGUAAAACCUUCCUCAAUCCGCUUCCUACCUGAAGGCACUAGAAUUGCAGCCUACUGGAGCCAACAAUAUCGUUGUUUAUAUCCGGGUACCGUUGUGCAAGGGAGCCCGGAUCAAAAAGAAGAUUCAGACCUUAUUACAGUGGAGUUUGAUGAUGGAGACACAGGACGAAUACCACUCUCUCACAUUCGCUUGUUACCACCAGAUUAUAAAAUACAAUGUGCAGAACCUUCUCCUGCCCUCUUGGUCCCCAGUGCAAAGCCACGGAGUCGUAAAUCCAGCAAGGAACAAGGAGAAUCAAAGGAAGCAGGUCCUACAGGUUGUGAAGAAGUGUCAGUAAAAAGCAAGAUACGGGGGCGAAAACCAACUCUUAAGCAGAGUGCUGGAGAAACAAUAAUUAACGAAAACAAAGAAUCACUUAUGAGCGCCAAAAUUUGUUUAGAAAAACAUGACAGUUCACUUCAGACAAGCAUAAAAAUGGGAACAAAAAUUCUCCAAAUGCCAGAAGUGAUUUCACCUGCACAAAGAACAUCAAAAAUCAGGAAGCCUGAACAAAUGAAGAUCGCUACCAAACUCUGCAAUGCAAAGCAAACCAUUUAUACAGGGCGUAAUCUAAGAAAAGUGGAGCAUUUAAAUCCACAGUGUGAGUCAACAGUAAACUUGUUUGACCAAAAUAGUAUAGAAGAUACAAAAAAGAUUAGAAAACCAGAAGAGCAGAGAAAUGUUGUAAAGCAAAGCAAAGCAGAGAGUAAUUUUCUUGUAAAGCUGGAUCAUGAAGGAGUGAUGUCCCCAAAGACUAAGAAAGCUAAGGAGGCAAUGAUGUGGCUUGAAGAUACCAGUGUGACAAUGAAAAGAAACAGAGAAUGCAUUAUGGGCUUUGGUUAUCCUCCUGUAAAACAUGAAUCCAAACAAAAGCUGUCUAGAUCAAAAUCUCAUUCAGCCAAACAUACUACAACUUUUGAUUCUGAAGCUAUGAAUAGUUUAGUAGACAAAUAUAAAACUAAAUCUGAUCAAAAACAUGACAACCUAGACCCAAGAGAAGAGUCUGAUGGCAUUAGCAGCAACUCUGAGUCUGAGGGAGAAGAAGACAAAGAGAACAAACAAAGGCAAUCACAAGGAGAAGAUCGCUCUAGCAGUUCACAACCUACAACAUCAGUAUCCUUGUCAAAGUCUCCAUCUAGCAGCAGUUCAUCAUCUUCCUCUUCUUCUUCAUCCUCAUGUUCAUCAUCCUCAGCUUCCUCAAGCUCCAGUUCAUCAUCCUCUUCAACAACUGAUGAAGAUUCUUCUAGUACUUCAGAGGAUGAAACUCAAGAAUUAGCUUCAAAUCCCACAAACAUUCAAAUAUCUCUUCAAAAGGGGGAUAUAAAGCCUGCCAUUAAACCCGAAAUUAAAAAUCAAAGGCAAAAAAAACAAGAGCAGAAAAAGGGAAGUGAAAGCAAACCUAAAAAGAGGGAAGGAAUCCAUUUGCCUACCACCAAGGAACUGGCCAAAAGACAAAGGCUACCAUCUGUGGAGAACAGACCUAAAAUUGCUGCCUUCCUGCCAGCUAGGCAACUCUGGAAAUGGUUUGGAAAACCUACUCAGAGAAGAGGAAUGAAGGGUAAAGCAAGGAAGUUAUUCUACAAGGCCGUUGUUCGUGGCAAGGAAAUAAUCCGAAUUGGAGACUGUGCAGUGUUCUUGUCAGCUGGACGCCCAAAUCUACCCUACAUUGGGCGCAUAGAAAGCAUGUGGGAAUCCUGGGGAAAUAACAUGGUUGUAAGAGUAAAGUGGUUUUAUCACCCAGAAGAGACCAAUCCUGGCAAAAAGCUAAAUGAUGCAAAGAGCUGGGAUCAGAAAUCUGGUAAAGGUAACAUGUCAGGUCUGCAGAUGUCCAACCUAAGAAAGGAUUUCAUGGAGCGUGCCUUGUACCAGUCUUCCCAUGUAGAUGAGAAUGAUGUUCAGACGGUCUCCCACAAAUGCCUGGUGGUUGCCCUUGAGCAAUAUGAGCAAAUGAUAAAGACAAAGAAGUACCAAGACAGUGAAGACCUUUAUUACCUUGCAGGGACCUACGAGCCCACCACGGGAAUGAUUUUUAACACAGAUGGAGUUCCUGUUAUCUGCUGAUUACCAAGGACUAAUGUGUGUUAUCCGACAUGUGAAAUAGCCUGUCCCUAUCAUUAUUAGACUAAAGGUGAACAUGGGUGAAAAACAUAUGACUUUAACAAUGCAACCCCGUCCCAGAGGCCAGUAUCACUGGAGGAAAGAAUACCUUUUAGGUUGUGGUAAAACACUUAAAGGGUAAAUACUGGUUUCAAUGAACUUAUUCUACAUGGGUGGUCUUCAUGGGACAUGCACCUCAUUAUUGAAUUGAAAUUGGUUGUGCGCCUGCUACAAAUCGAAUUUCUUAUUCUACAUGUCGGCUGAGAAACUACAUACAGGAAUAAAAUUAAAUGUCAGAUCGUUAUAUAAAAGUAUUACAUAAAAUGUAAAUCCCAUUCAACAAGUGAAAGAUAAACAUUAAUCACAUUUCAGAAUUCAUUCUAUGAAUGGAUCAGUAUCUAAAAUACUUAUAUUACAAGAUUUUAUAAGUCAGAGGGCUUUUACCUAGUGGGAUAUACCUAACAGAAGUAGCAUUUGGCACAUGGAAUAAAAAAAGAUAUCUCUCUCUCAAUGUUGAAGACAAUUCUGAAAAAAAUAACAGAGAACACAAGCACUUAAAGAAAGAAAAGGCUUCUUCCAUGAUGUAUAUAGAGGCUUUUUUUUUAGAUUUCAUUUUUGUAAACAAACCGUUUCACAUGGCAUCACAUACUGCGUGUGCAUUAUUAUUCAUCUGAUAUUCCUGGGCAAACAGUUUUGCUUUUUUUCAUAUAUAUAUGUAUAUUUUACAUGUGCAAAAAAUCUGAGGAGUCUUCACACUCUUGCUGGUCCAGUGUUACUUGACCCACUGCUGCAGUCUGCCAAACUACAGAAACAAAGUACUGUAUUCAAAGGGUUUAAAUACUUAUAAAAUGUAAAUGUAUAUAUUAUAAAAUAUAAACCACA